CAGAUAUCCAUUCCAAAAGUUCUUUCUCUGUUGCAAUUUUAUCUAUUUUUCUCAUCUUCUACGUAAGCAAAGUAGCUGUAGCCGGGAAAUUAUUUCCCGCCCUAGGGAUGGAUCCCGUACAACUGGGUUUAAGAAAGGAAAAAUUUAGUCAUUUUCGUGUAUAUUGGCACGAUAACGCUGGCGUCACGAAUCCGACAACAAUUCAAGUAGCAGGUGCAAAUUCGACACAAGAUUCAAUAACUGGGUUUGGUGCUGUUUUGGUGUUCGACGAUGCUCUAACAGAAGGAUCAGAUCCAAGUUCCAAACGUCUUGGACGAGCUCAAGGAACGUAUACUUUAGCGGGCAUUGAUGAACCUGUGGCACUUGUGAAUGCCAAUAUUGUUUUCACAACUGGGAAAUAUAAUGGCAGUACUUUAGGUAUAAUGGGGAGGAACAUGUUGCUACCAGAAGUUAGAGAACUGAUUAUUAUCGGUGGUACCGGACUUCUUCGAUUCGCUCGUGGUUAUGUUGAAGCUCGGACUCAGCUUCUUAAUAUUAUAGCUCGACAAGUUAUUGUUGAGUACAACUUGUAUGUUUAUCAUUAUUGAUGAUCUUAGAUUUUUUUUUUCUUUCAGUUAUGCUAG
This is a messenger RNA of Papaver somniferum (opium poppy), 623 nucleotides long. RefSeq names its product dirigent protein 2-like. NCBI's taxonomy places the organism in Eukaryota, Viridiplantae, Streptophyta, Magnoliopsida, Ranunculales, Papaveraceae. The coding region runs from base 108 to 587 and encodes 159 amino acids. The record is from RefSeq and is a predicted model, not a curated record. The transcript has a single exon.